Messenger RNA from Sabethes cyaneus, 834 nucleotides. Its product is annotated as odorant receptor 45a-like. NCBI's taxonomy places the organism in Eukaryota, Metazoa, Arthropoda, Insecta, Diptera, Culicidae. The record is from RefSeq and is a predicted model, not a curated record. Gene Ontology annotation, biological process: sensory perception of smell; detection of chemical stimulus involved in sensory perception of smell. Gene Ontology annotation, cellular component: plasma membrane. The transcript has 4 exons. Gene Ontology annotation, molecular function: olfactory receptor activity; odorant binding. Bases 1 to 834 code for a protein of 277 amino acids.
AUGUCAGUUCAUCCGGAAGGAGUACAAAUUGUCGAACGAUAUAACAAGAUUGACCAAUAUUUGGCCAGAAUAUACCUUACGUCCACUCUGGCAACUGGAUUUCUUUUUGUAAUGGCAGCUAUAGCAAAAGGAUUCUACAGCUUCAUCAGCAAAGGCGCCAUUGUUUUGCAAUUACCAUUAACGUUGACAUUUCCAUUUGACAUAAGUAACCCCUGGGUUUUCGGGUUGCUCUUCGUAUGGGUUGCUGUGGCACUUAUUUUUGUCGCUUUAGUCAGUGUCGCUGGAGAAGCAUUUUUUGCUGGACUAGCUACAAAUGUUGUGGCUCACUUCAAAUGCAUACAGCAAAUAUUCCAUAAUCGUAACUUCAAAGAGAACGAUAAAUCAUUGAUAGAAUUGAUCGAAUACCACAAGCUAGUUUUAGAUCUGUCCAACAAGUUGAUGUCUGCUUUUAGAAUGAUAAUUUUUAACCAUUUGAUGGUGGCUUCUGUACUACUAUGCGUUUUAUGUUUUCAGUUAGUUAUGGGCUUGGGAACAUCGCUAAUGUUAAUCAUAAUCUACAUACUUUACAUUGCUGUAAUUGUUAUACAGAUAACAUUUUUCGCUUAUUUUGGAACACUCCUAACGGCUGAAAGCAUUGGAGUAGCCGAUGCUAUCUACUGUAGCAAUUGGUAUGAGACCACAUCGAGUAAUCGCAAAAAACUAUUACAAUGCAUGAUGAGAGCACAGAUACCAGUCGACACCAAGGCUGGAUUAAUGGAAGCUUCUUUACCUAAUUUGAAAGCAAUUGUGAAUUCAGCUGGAUCUUAUGUUACACUGCUCCUAUCGUUUACGUGA